Messenger RNA from Anopheles maculipalpis, 1180 nucleotides. Its product is annotated as putative gustatory receptor 28a. Gene Ontology annotation, cellular component: membrane. Gene Ontology annotation, biological process: sensory perception of taste. Lineage: Eukaryota; Metazoa; Arthropoda; Insecta; Diptera; Culicidae. The transcript has 4 exons. The coding region runs from base 38 to 1180 and encodes 380 amino acids. The record is from RefSeq and is a predicted model, not a curated record.
AUGAUCGCUGUUGUACAUUAAUCUUCCACUAGACACGAUGGGACUGAAAGGUGUCCUGACUCCUUUGGAAAAGUGUUGCGUCUGGUUGCUGAUGGUUUGUGGAUUGAUACCGUUUCGUUUGAACACAUCGGAAAAUCGGUUUGUGUUAAGUACCGCCCAUUAUUGGGGCAGUGUGCUGGGCACUGUGGCCUAUGUCAUCGCAUCACCAUGGCUUUUUUGGAUUCCGAUUAGCAGAGUAGAACAUCCUAGUACCCCGCUAAACUACUAUAUGAUGGUGAUACAGUUCCUGUUUAUGUACAUUGUUGUAACAAUGUCACGUUUAAAGGCUCUAGUCAAUCGGAGAAAGCUUUGCCAGUUACUAAACGCACUGUUGGCUCUUCGCGAACAGACCCUGCAGGGCUCUUCAGAAGCAUCGUUCGCCCCGACACUGGUCCGCAAGCUGUUCGUGAAGCUGAUAGUGUUCGAUCUUGGGAUGAUGAUAUUGUGUGCAUCUUUCUUUCGAAUGUAUCUGAAUUUGAAAUUAUCGUUUUUAUAUUCAUUCAUUGGCUUCCUUAAUCUGCUGCUGGUGAGCAGCAUGAACGUUGCCAUUAACUUUCUUCUGUUUGUGCUGUAUAAUGCUAUCAACAUCUACAUGCUCAUCAAUGCCCGUUGCACAGAUCUGGUGUAUGGUGGGUCUAAUGCCGCAAAAGCGACCGUACGCCUGUAUCUGAUGCACACGGAGACGACCCUGAUCGUACAAAGCAUCGUGGAGGUCAUAAGCAUGCCGGUACUACUGUUGAGUAUCUGGUUUUUUUUCAUCAUCGUAUUUUCGGUUUUCUACACGUACACGAGCCUUGUGCAGGAUCUUCAAAUGGGCUCAAUGGAUGCGUUACGGAACGUAAUAAAUCCAAUUGCGUUCUUCAUCAGUGAGGUAGCACAGGUUUACUUUCUGGUAUCAGCUUCGGCUACGUUUACGGGCAGUGCGCAAAAAAUCAUUUCGUGUGUGAGCCUGUACACUGGACGAGUUUCGGACGGUCCAGGAGAUCAAGCGAUCGAGCUGCUCACCAUUGAGCACUUAAACCGGGACUAUGCGAUACGGAUAAAAGGACUGUUUGCUGUAGACAAUACGAUGCUAUUCUCCAUUGUCGCCACCACUACCAGCUACAUGAUUAUUUUAGUGCAAUAUUAUCUCCAGGAAUGA